AAGAAUAGGGGAGAAAGUCGAGAGAUAGUAGCACGAAGCCUUUGUACACUCGUACAGUAGUAGUAAUAGUGGUAGUGUGUGUGACUUGAGAGAGCAAAAAGAGAACAAUCAAUAAAGCAAAUCACCCAAGAAGAAGUCGCACUAUCGAAGUUGAUUUUUUUUUUUUUUCUUUUUUUCUUUUUUUUCUCUUUUUUUACUGCCUUCCCGAUGUAGAUGACUCGGCAUCAGUGCUCAUAACACCAGAGUAUACAAAUACAGCUACACUACAGAGUGUAUACUCCAAUACUGCAAUACUACAACGUUGUCACAGCUAUAUAUAAUUACGAUAUACCUGUACUAUACAGGAUGAACCAAACCCUCGUCCACAUUGCCGCCCCCAGUUCCUUCCACGACGACUGCCGCUAUCGAGCUCAAGCCGACGCCAUUCUCCAGACCUUCUAUCCUACUACCACCCAAGACCAGGAGAACGAGGACGAGACAGGGAAUAGUCUCCCGCAUGAUCCUCCCCUCGCACCUGCACGAUUAGCUCCCGACUCCUUAGAUAGUCCGGUCUCUGUCAUUCCCGAAUCGCCACUGGCCUCCUUUAAACGGCCGUCACCACUACCGUCACCAGAGAGAAAUCCCAAGAGACACUGUCUACCACUACAGUCAGAAGAAAAUGAACAAGCAGAGCAUGAAAUAAAAACCCCUCUAACAAUCAACCCUCCAGCACCUCCCAUCGCCUCAAACCCCUUCACAACACACAUCACGCCCACCCUCUCCCUCCUCGCCAACCGCCUCAAUCUCGCCCGGACGUUUGUCCCGACGCACCAGGCCCGCCCGCUCCACGUCCUCGAACGGGGUUAUUGGCGGCUCCGUCUGCGUUUGCGUUUGCACGACCCGCUGGCCUCGGGGCUGGACACCCGUUAUCCCCGGCCUUUGGGUCGGGGCUGGACCGGCCGAGGGUCCGGUGCUGAUAGUACAGCUACUAUUGCACACGCAAAUCAUGCUGCCGCGGGUGUAAAUCCAAAUACUUGGGAUAGGGAACUGUUUAGUCGCUUCUGGGGGUUUAUGGAGGAUCUUAUUGCGAAAGAGGGGCGUGCGGGUUGGGGGGUUUGGUGUGUUCUUGAGCGAGAGGAGCCCGAGGUCGAGUCAGGAGCAGAUCGAGAUCUGGUUCCGGAUCGGGGGUGUGAUCUUCAUCCUACUUAUCCACCGAACCCCGAAAGCUUCGUGUUGAAGGUGUAUACAUGGGGUGAAAUAGCACCUCAUGUUUAUCUGUUGCUUUAUCUUGCUAGUGAGCGCUGGAUCCGGGGGAUGGGUGCGCAGUGGCGCGAUGCGUCGGAGGGCGUUGUUAUUCAGAUGGCUUGAUCGCUUUUACUGUACUACGUACUUUGUAUAAAUUUGUAUAUAUAGUGCUUUUGUUCGUGGAUGCCUCGAUUUGAGUUCAGAACCUCAUGCUUGCUACACACCAUACAAGCAAUUAUAUCUGCAAUCAUAUUCAUGCUUGUGGAUGAUCCCUCAUCCUGACCCUGGCGGAUGGCAGAUGACGAACCUGGUUCUGCUGCUUACAUGCUUCAGCUUACAUGCUUCAGUGCCCCUCAGGAUGUGCAGAGGGUCUUGGGAUCGCACUAUGUGCAGGAAAGGAUUAUUUGGGUUAAGAGGAUUCGGUCAGAGGUUCUGGUGUGAAUAUUGCUUUUAUUGGCUCGAUCAGGGCCAGUCCAGACCGUGUUAUUCACCAGGGCGCUCUAGAUAUGGACA
This is a messenger RNA of Aspergillus ruber CBS 135680, 1737 nucleotides long. RefSeq lists its product as uncharacterized. The coding region runs from base 346 to 1347 and encodes 333 amino acids. The transcript has a single exon. The record is from RefSeq and is a predicted model, not a curated record. NCBI's taxonomy places the organism in Eukaryota, Fungi, Ascomycota, Eurotiomycetes, Eurotiales, Aspergillaceae.